UUUUUCUUUUUCUGCUUUUUCUGUUUCUAGACACUUUACAGCACUUUACUUAUUUAUUUUCGUUUGUUCAUGUCUUUUUACUGCUAAUUUAUCUGUCCCCCUUUUUUUUUUUCUUUUGCCUAUUCCUACGUUAUACAUAUACACAUAUUACAGCAUCAAUCCACCCACCGUCUGUACAUAUCAAUAAGUAUCCUAUACAUAGAAAAUGAUGAACGCUUACAUCACAAAAAAGAGUUGGAGACUACUGUGUGGUGUCUUGUUAAUGAUCAUCUUGGUCUACCUACUACAUUCAAGUACAUUUACGUUUGAGAAAUUCAAUUCUGUUACAUCACAGUUUACAUCAACAACAGAUGCUUCAGUAGCCAAUGAUUUGUUAACGUCGCAGAGAAGCAAUAGUCCAUCGUCACAACAAGCAUUAGAAGAACAGCUACGGAAUCAACAACAACAGCAGCAAGCACCAUCACCGCAAGAUUCAACGGAAACUUCUAAUACCAACCCUUCAUUGGUGGAUAAUGUCGAUCUGUUGAAGGGUGAAAAGAAAUAUGCCUAUGUUACAUUUUUAUGUGAUGAUGUGAUGGGUGAAGCUACGGAAGUGCUCGUCUAUUCCUUAAACAAGACAAAUACAAAACACGAUAUCCUUGUCUUGGUAUUGGACGAAGUCACACAACGACUUCGAGACAGACUAGAAUUCCUUGGUGCAAAGACAAUCAGUAUUGAACAAGUGAAAUACCCUUGGGAUUCGGAUAAGGCAAGACAAAAAGGCUUUAAUAAAGCCUGUCGAUAUUCCAAAUUGAACUUGUGGCGUCUGACAGAGUACAACAAGGUUGUUUAUCUGGAUGCAGAUACGAUGGUUGCCAACAAUAUGGAUGAAUUAUUUGAGUAUCCGCAAUUCUCGGCCACAGUCGAUAUCGGUGGGGUUUUAAACACUGGUGUCUUCGUGGCAGAACCUAAUAUGGAUACAUACACUGACUUGAUGAACACAUACGAAAACGCACCCAGUUACAAUAAGGGUGAUCAAGGCUUUUUGAAUUAUUAUUUUAAUCAAUCCGCAAAACCUUUACCAGGAAAUUACAAUGUCAUGAUUAAAUUUACGAAAAUGUCUACAUUAGCUUCCAAAUUUAUUGGAGAAAAUACCGUCAAAGUACUUCAUUAUACCAGUGAGACAAAGCCAUGGAAUUUCCAUUUCUUGCACCAACGUGAAUGGAGAGAAAAUUACGACAGUUACCUUUUCGGUUAUUGGACUCGUAAUCUACGUGAAAUGCGUUCCAAAUUAACGGAAGGUGGACUUUAUUCAGACGACGCUACUGAACUCACCAUUGGCACUUCUGUUAUACCCAAUUCUCCACCUUCCGCACAGAACUCUGGUGAAGAAAAACCAUUGUCCUUUGCUCAAGUGCCCACACCUUUGGACCUAACUUUACCCUGGCACAACAAAGGUCGUGUUGAGGAAAUCUGUGAUCGUCGUUUAAAGCGAUCUUAUGGCCGUCGUUAUCGUAACACCCAUCAGUUCACCGUCAUCCUCAAUUUCAUCAAUGAACAAUCUGUCAAUAUCGACCAUUUACAUGAUUUGUUGAGAAUCUAUGCUGCAUCAAAACGUGUUGAACGUAUCUUUAUCAACGGCAAGAAUAUUAAAGAUCAACAAACAGGAAAAUCUAUCAAAUUGACGACGAGUUAUUUGAAAAAGUUGGGUUUGAGAAAACCCAUUGCGGCUAUCGCUCAAGGACAGUAUGUCACAGCAAAUAAUCGAUAUAAUCCAAUUCAGGGUCUCAGCACGUCCGCCGUUUUCAUGACGGAAGAUAAUGUGAUCGUGUCUCCCAAAGAUUUCGAAUUUGCUUACAGCAUUUGGGAAAAGAACCAGGACUCCAUUGUAGGUUUCCGUGCCAACUCUCACCAACGCGUCAACCCCUCGGAUGGUAAAGGCGGCAUCCUAAGAAAUAAUUAUGAAUAUAUCGACAACAUUGCUCCCAAAACCAACGAAUACAGCAUGAUCCAACCCAACGCAGCCUUCAUGAAGACUGAAUAUCUCUACGCUUAUACUUGCAACAUACCCGAACAAAUUCACCACUAUAUCGACCAGCAUCCUGGCUGCCAUGAUAUGGCGAUGAAUAUGUUUGCAAGCGGCUUAACAGGCACUCCUCCUGUGCUCGUCAAGCCUUCUACACCUGUAUUGGAAUUUGGUGCUCCCAGUGUGACAACUAUCAGUACAGACAAGCAAGAACGUACCAAGUGCUUGAACGAUCUUUCGCUGUUCUUUGACGGUACUAUGCCAUUGCAAUCAACAAACGAAAUUGUUUACAAAGUGUCACCUUCACUGACUUCUUCUAGCAUAAAUGAGAAUGUUGGUUGGGAAAACUGGACAUCCUCAGUGAAAUCAGUGACUCGCCAGAAUGGUAGUAGUAAUAGUGGUAAUUUUAAAAAGAGGAGGAAGCACCAGCAAAACAAUCCUCUGCAAGACUAGACCCUGUAUUUGCAAUCUAUAUACUUUACUAUCACCAUGAUAAACACACCCAUACACACUCAUACACACACACAUACACACACACUCUCUCUCUCUCAUCUUUACAUCAUAUUACAAUAUAACCUUUUACUCUAAAGAAAAAAAGUACUACUCCGUUCUACAUGAAUUUCAAAAAUAAAAAAAAAAAGGAAACA
This is a messenger RNA of Mycotypha africana, 2652 nucleotides long. RefSeq names its product nucleotide-diphospho-sugar transferase. Bases 206 to 2458 code for a protein of 750 amino acids. Gene Ontology annotation, molecular function: glycosyltransferase activity. The record is from RefSeq and is a predicted model, not a curated record. The transcript is spliced from 7 exons. Gene Ontology annotation, cellular component: membrane. Lineage: Eukaryota; Fungi; Mucoromycota; Mucoromycetes; Mucorales; Mycotyphaceae.